Messenger RNA from Erigeron canadensis, 637 nucleotides. RefSeq names its product 39S ribosomal protein L41-B, mitochondrial-like. The coding region runs from base 154 to 435 and encodes 93 amino acids. Gene Ontology annotation, molecular function: structural constituent of ribosome. The record is from RefSeq and is a predicted model, not a curated record. Gene Ontology annotation, cellular component: mitochondrial large ribosomal subunit. NCBI's taxonomy places the organism in Eukaryota, Viridiplantae, Streptophyta, Magnoliopsida, Asterales, Asteraceae. The transcript has 4 exons. Gene Ontology annotation, biological process: translation.
UCGAGAGUUAAUCAAAAGCGGUCCGUGAACACCCCUGUGUAAAAGUUUGUUCUUAUUUUAAACCGAUCCAUUCAAAAUCAGGAUCCUACUCAUUCUUUCAAUCUUCACUGAAAAACCCUGCAGAAAUUUAGUUAGUAGUUUGUGAGGCGAAAAAUGGCAUUGGGAUUAAUACUUGGAAUAGGGAGGGCAUAUAGAAGGAAACGAACAUCCUCACUCAACAUUCUUACUUCAAAGACAGGACCUCGUGAUUAUUACAAGGGCAAAAACUGUAAACCAAUCGGUUUUCACACACGCAAAGGUGGUUAUGUUGUGCAGCAAGAGAAGUUGCCUAACUAUGUGGUUCCAGAUCUGACUGAUUUUAAGCUGAAGCCGUAUGUUUCCCAAUAUGCUAUCAAUGCUAAUACAACCGAUGCUGGUGCUGGUUCGGGCAAGUGAAGUAGACAUACAGUGAUGAUGGUGUUUGGACUUUCUUUAUUUCGGCACCAUAAAACCACCAGGCUGACUUAAAUAUAGGAUUGUCAUAUGUUCUUAAAACUUAGUCAGAAUUGCAAUUCAGUAUAUCAUUUGAAAAUUCAAGAUUUCCGCUGCUCUGCAUGAAUUAUAGCCAUAUUUUAUGAUAGUUAUGGUUAUUGGUUAA